Molecule: messenger RNA, 1338 nt
Organism: Microplitis mediator
Lineage: Eukaryota; Metazoa; Arthropoda; Insecta; Hymenoptera; Braconidae
Gene: Hs3st-B
Product: heparan sulfate glucosamine 3-O-sulfotransferase 6
Exons: 3
Coding region: 160-1323 (387 amino acids)
Molecular function (GO): [heparan sulfate]-glucosamine 3-sulfotransferase activity
Source: RefSeq, a predicted model, not a curated record
GUUUAAGAUAAUUGUCGUAAUUUAAUAUGAAAUGCCGAUCACAUUCAUAAAUAAGUGAUAAAUUUCCACUGGAAAUUAUGAUACAAAACCACUUGUCAAUCGAGUUUUUAUGAUUAAAUUACAUUCCAAGUAAUUUAUAUUAAUGAAUAAUGAAUACUGAUGAUAAUAACAAAAAUACAUAAAUAUUUGUAUGAUGAAAUGAUGGAACUACGCAGAACUCCAUGGGCUAAAAAAUUAAUUUUGAUUACAAGUUUUAUAAUAAUACUGCUGUGGAUUAUUUUUAAUGACACAUUUUGUGCCUUUGGUGGUCUAUCACGUAGAAUAGUAUUGAACAGAAUAAGACUAGCGGCACAUAUCCAUAUAGAAAGAGCAUCUGCUGUGAGAGAAGUUAAAGUUGAAGAAAUACCACUUGAUGGUUUUAUGAAUUUAGAUGUCAAUGCGACAAAAGUUCAAGUAGUGUCUUUGUUGUCUAACAAUACGACGUUAUUAAAAGAUAAUACGGUAGAUGUGUCGCCGAAGUACAAAAUAUUGCGUCAACAAGGUCUGAUACCUAGUAGACAAUUGCCGAGUGCUUUGAUAAUUGGCGUUAAAAAAGGCGGCACGAGAGCACUCUUGGAGUUUUUAAGACUUCAUCCGGAUAUUCGGGCUGCUGGAUCGGAAAUACAUUUUUUUGAUCAUCAUUAUUCUAAGGGAUUUCAUUGGUAUAGACACCGAAUGCCACCGACAUUAGAAGGUCAGUUGACAAUGGAAAAAACGCCAUCGUAUUUCGUAACACCAGAAGUCCCAAGAAGAGUUCAGCAUAUGAAUCCAGGUACAAAGCUGAUAGUUGUUGUCCGUGAUCCAGUAACACGUGCAAUAUCUGACUAUACCCAAGUAAAAAGUAAACGUCCAGAAUUACCUAAAUUUGAAGAACGUGCCUUUAUAAACGGUUCAAAUAUAGUCGAUACUAAUUGGGCGCCAUUAAGAAUAGGAGUUUAUGCACGAUAUUUAGAACGCUGGCUCCAAUAUUUUCCAUUGUCUCAGUUGCUAUUCGUAUCUGGCGAACGUUUGAUUGCUGACCCAGUUAUUGAAAUAACAAGAGUUCAAGACUUUCUCGGGCUCAAGCGUGUGAUAUCGGAAAAACACUUUUAUUUUAAUGCUACCAAAGGCUUUCCAUGUUUGAUGAAAUCUGAACAAAAAGCUAUUCCUCACUGUCUCGGUAAAACUAAAGGACGUAGUCAUCCGUACAUCGAUCCUAUGGCAAUUCAACGUUUGAAAAAUUUCUACCGACCAUUCAAUCAACGUUUCUAUCAGUUGACUCGUAUGGAUUUCGGUUGGUCAUAAAAUUAUUUAAAUGAC